Messenger RNA from Cladocopium goreaui, 516 nucleotides. The record is from the annotation of a GenBank genome assembly. NCBI's taxonomy places the organism in Eukaryota, Dinophyceae, Suessiales, Symbiodiniaceae.
GUGGGAAAAUGCAAGUUGGAUUUUGAUGCCAACGCCAGCACCAUCGAGAAGAACCCGGCAGAGAACAUCUCGUUGAAUCAGACUGGAACUUUCACCUUUUGCGUCAACAACUUCAACAACCGUGACGCAGCCGACGUUCCCUUUAAGGUGAUUGUGAGGAAGUCUGGACAAGAACUGGCAGAGCACAACGCCAUUUGGCCAAAGAGUCGCAAGAAGGGCGACAAAAUGGUCGUGUGCACUGUUACGGUGACUCCUCAGGACCUGCAGGAGAAGUCGGUGGAGAUGUCGGAAGCGGAGCAGAAGAAGCUCUUGGCCAAGGAGGCGGAAUGGGCCAGACUCUUCGGUGAGCCGAAGGCCUACCUGGCCUGCGAGGCCCAGGUCCAGUUCCUGAAAACCGUGCUGACCGACCCAAAGGCGGCCGUAGCCAAGGGCGCGCAGCAAGUCUUUGAGCAGCUGCUGACGGCCAAACCGCAGGCAGAGCAAAGAAGCCGAGCUUGGCAGAGAGAUGCAAAUUAG